GUGCCAACAGUACAUUCACAAAAGGAUUAAUUCUCCAUCAAAAAUGUUCGUUAGUCAUGAAUGCAAAAACGUGAGGGCCUGCUAGUAUGUACUGUAAAUACAACAUGUAGUUGAAUGUCACCCAGAAGGCGGUUACGUUUUAAUGACAGACAGGAAAACUGGCGAACGAAACACAGCCCCUGUGUCUGAAUGUUGUGUUUGACAGCAGCAGCAGCCAAUCAGAGGCCAACAAAACCAUCUGUCCGGUUUCCUCAGUGAGCUCUGCAAGCGAGAGGGUGGGGGUCAAAGAUACGCAGAGAAACGGGCUGCUGGUGGCGAAGAUGGCGGAUGGGGACAGUGGCAGUGAGCGCGGUGGUGGUGGUGGUGGCAGCAGUAGCGGCGGCGGCGGUGGUGGAGGCGGUGGAGGAUUUCAGCAUUACCAGCGGGAAACAGAGACCCAGGAGCUGGCCUCGAAGCGGCUGGACAUUCAGAACAAACGCUUCUACCUGGACGUAAAGCAGAACGCCAAAGGCCGGUUCAUCAAAAUCGCCGAGGUUGGCGCAGGGGGCUCUAAAAGUCGGCUGACCCUCUCUAUGUCAGUUGCGGCAGAGUUCCGCGACUACCUGGGGGAUUUCAUAGAGCACUACGCCCAGCUUGGGCCUAGCACCCCGGAGCAGAUCGCUCAAUCAUCCGGCGGGGAUGACACCGGGCCUAGACGGGCCUUGAAAAGCGAGUUCCUGGUGCGUGAGAACCGUAAAUACUACCUCGACCUCAAGGAGAACCAGCGGGGUCGGUUUCUCCGGAUCCGACAGACCGUCAACCGAGGCCCCGGUUUCGGAGUUGGAGCGGGUGGCAUCCCCGGUGCUGGCCUCCAGUCCGGACAAACCAUCGCACUCCCGGCCCAAGGCUUAAUAGAGUUCCGCGAUGCCUUGGCCAAGUUGAUAGACGACUACGGGGGAGAUGAGGAGGAGCUGUCCGGCGGCGGAGGGUCCGGGGGCUACAGCGAGCUUCCAGAGGGCACCUCGAUCAUGGUGGACUCCAAGCGCUUCUUCUUUGACGUGGGGUCCAACAAGUACGGAGUUUUCUUGCGGGUGAGCGAAGUGAAGCCCAGUUACAGAAACUCUAUAACCAUCCCCUUCAAGGCGUGGAGCAAGUUCGGGGGAGCAUUCAGCCGCUACGCCGAGGAAAUGAAAGAGAUCCAGGAGCAGCACCGGGAUAAGAUGUACGAGAGGACACCUGGAGAGGAAUCGGAAGGCGACGACGUGGAAGACGAUUGAUGGAGAGUGACCUGUAACAAAUGGCUUGCCCAGACAGACCCACAACACCCAGAGCCACGGUCUCAGCUAUAGAGGGAAUCCUCUGCAUCUCAGGACAUCCACUAAGCCCAGCGAGGUCCCAUAAGGUGAUCUGUUACAAGCACAUUUAUCAUUUGGAUUCUCUGGACAGUCCAUUUGACUCCAAACGACCUCCUGCUCCCCCCUCUCCCUCCUGGGCAUCCCUCCGGUGCUAACCUCCUGCUCCGAUAGCUGAUACAUGGGCCUCCUCACGCGUGGCUCGUUUUGUCUCAGGACUGGCUAGUCCAAUCUGUAUUCCUGAGUAUAUUAGCAUUUCCUGUGCCUGUGCAUCAUCCUUAAGAGGUUCUGUCUGCAGAUCUGGUGAGCCAGGUGCUGCAGUCGAGACGUCUGUGGCAACUGAUGAUGUUUCAUAUGAUGCAGGCCCACGUUUCACCCCUGUGAUCUUUUCAUCAUAGGGGGCACGGUGAGCUCGGUCCUUUAGCACCCGUCACAAUUUUUCCAGUUAAAUCUUAAUGUGCCGGGCUUGAGCUAUUAUUUAAGGUGCGCCAUUUGGAUUCUUUAUUCUUGAACUCAGACCAUUAUUGAAGCAAUAUUCAGUCUGAUUGUAAGAAAGAAAUUAGGUCUUCUUGGAAAACAAAGCUGUUAACUUAAAAAAAUAUAUACUGGAAGAGAUUUACUUACUUAAUGAUCAAGUAUAGAUUUAAUUAUUUUUCAAAAGAGAUAUAUUAAAAGAUGUCUUUGGAAUUAUGAGACAUUUAUUAGAUAAUGCUGCCUAAAGUGGCUUAUUUAAAACACUAAACUUGGGUGCAACUGUCCAGGGUGAUAUUUCAUACCUGCUUUUUUCCUAACAUUUAUUUUAUUCCUGAGAAGAAAUUAAGAAGAGUACAAACACAUUGAUAACAGUAUGUUAUAGCAAUUUCUAGAAGCAACUUCACUGAAGUAGUUUCUCAGCAAACACUCAGCACUCCAGUUCACUUUACAAAGCAUCAAGUUGUCCCCUCGUUUCAAUCCACUCGUUUUAACCAUGUUUUGUCCCAAAUUGGCUUUCCAUCAGUCGCCAUAUGACGCAAACAAAAACUUGCAAUCAUUGACAUUUGUCUUCAGUGCUCCUUUUUAAAAAUAUGAUUAUUUCUGCAUGCAUGCUCUUAUGCGGAGCUGCCUUGUGUUCUUUAAUUUAGCAUAUUCUGAUUACUGUAUGAUGGUAUUUAUCCAUUUUUGAGAGCGGUUUAAAGUUUUAUUUCUUGCAAUGGAAACAUUUUAAGUUUACUUCUCAGCCUGAUAAAAAAAAAAAGCAACAAAGUCUCUGUGCUUUGGGGAAUGUUACUUUCAUUGUCCCACUUCCUUUCGUGUGUAAAUCUCUCAUUGAAUUGUAUUUGACCCACUUAAACACAGCAGAGAAAUGCCAUAUGAAAAAAGUUAACACAUGGGAGCAAUAGUUUUUUUUCUUCUUUUCUAUAAAUAUACUAUAUAUAAUAUUACACAUGAGAUUGAACUACAUCCUUCUUCCUGUACUGUGUUACGUGAAACGGCAGCUGUUUCAGUCAUGUGUUUUCUGCUGUAAUAUUCUACCGAGUUCCUUUCAACGAGAAAUAAAAAAGGUUUUUGCUCAGGA
Notothenia coriiceps (black rockcod) is the source of this 2886-nucleotide messenger RNA. RefSeq names its product transcriptional activator protein Pur-beta. Bases 321 to 1256 code for a protein of 311 amino acids. Gene Ontology annotation, biological process: regulation of transcription by RNA polymerase II. Gene Ontology annotation, cellular component: nucleus. The record is from RefSeq and is a predicted model, not a curated record. Lineage: Eukaryota; Metazoa; Chordata; Actinopteri; Perciformes; Nototheniidae. Gene Ontology annotation, molecular function: DNA-binding transcription factor activity, RNA polymerase II-specific; RNA polymerase II transcription regulatory region sequence-specific DNA binding; purine-rich negative regulatory element binding. The transcript has 2 exons.